Messenger RNA from Tribolium madens (black flour beetle), 1253 nucleotides. RefSeq lists its product as uncharacterized. Gene Ontology annotation, molecular function: protein binding. The record is from RefSeq and is a predicted model, not a curated record. Bases 1 to 1065 code for a protein of 354 amino acids. NCBI's taxonomy places the organism in Eukaryota, Metazoa, Arthropoda, Insecta, Coleoptera, Tenebrionidae. The transcript is spliced from 3 exons.
AUGCCCCGUUCUGGUUUAGUAACUUUUUUAAUUUCGGUUGCGUUUCUAAUCCGCGGCCAGAAAACCGAAACGGCUUUGGCAGAAUCAACCACUUUGCCUUUAGCCGAAUCCUUGAUAAUUGAAACGACGACGACGGAAAGCCCCAAAGAGGAGGGUAAAAAUGCUUACAUCGACAUGGAGAUUAUCAGCAUUGAGGUGUUACCGAAAGUUGGCAAUGCUGUGGUUUUGUCUUGGGGGAAGCCGUUGAGGGAGUAUCACUUAGAUUGGACUUAUGGAGUCUACUACGGGGAGAGUAUGGAGGAAGCCCUCAAAGAACCAAAAUUGACCACCAAAGACCUCUACACCGAAAUCGCCAACUUGACCUUCUGCACGCAGUACAUCUUCGCCGUGGGAGUAGUCGACCCCACCUCCAAGCCCCCGCACCCGGCCCGCAGUCUCCGCACAAUCGGCACCCUCAUCGACGAACUCGCCCCUCCUGAGCACCUCCAAGUGGAAUUCAUCCCCGAGGAGGACCCCUGCUUGCUAAUCAAGUGGUCUGCUUCUUGCCCAAACAUCGCUGUACCUCUUGGCUACUUGGUCACCAUCCACGAGGUUGACUCCCCCCGCAUGAUGCUCAUCACCCACCCCCUCACCACCUCCGUGGAGUUGGCCCAAACUCUUCGCGUCAUCCACGGGAAAACUUACGAAAUUAAAGUCGCCACCGACAUGGUGGGGUCGCAACCCACCGACGUCGUCUCCUUCAAAGUCCCGCAUUUCUUGCAACCCUAUAAUGUGCGUUUGACGUCGCGGCCAGAUGGGGCGUUUGUGAUGUAUUGGCGCGAGCCCUUCGUGCCCUACUUCGUGGACGACUUCUACUACGAGGUGUAUGUCUACCCGGGGAGGGACCUGCAGGGCAAGGCGAUGAUCUACCCCACGGAGAGGCCGGUGUUUCAGUUUCAGGGCAACCAGAGCGAAUACACCUUCAUGGUGGGGUUGAGGUCAGGAGACGGGGAGUUUAAGUCGUAUCUGACGGAUCCGGUCGCGAUAAACUUACUAGGAGAUAAUGUGACGCUUAGUGUGACUUAAACGAGUGUUUGGUUUCAAAGUGAGGAAAGAAAAAUCUAAGGUGAACUUUAAAAUUGAAUUCUGGCCUUGCAGUUUUAGUCAAAUGUUACGAAAACUUCUCAAACUAAAUCGCUAAACAAUUUUUAAUUCAUCUGUUGCAAUUUUUUGUCAUUAAAAAUAAGUUUUAUUUGCAAGCCAGUGGCGCAGCG